CACAUAAAUAUCCCUCUGUGGUCCACAUUAAAUCAUAUUCAGCAACAUAUAGCAUCAACUGCAGCUCUUCAUCUUCUACUGAGUUCAUCUUGCAAAUCAAGAACAAUGAAACGCAGUACAGUUCUGCUUUUGCAAAUCCUCCUUGGGACGUGCUCAGCUUACACCUAUCAAAAUGUAGCCUUGCGUGGAAAAGCGACCCAGUCAGACCGCUAUUCAAACAUAUUUGGAUCUGCCUACAACGCUAUUGAUGGAAACCGUGACUCUAACUACGAUGCUGGAUCAUGCACCCACACUGAUGGUCAGACCAACCCCUGGUGGAGAGUGGACCUGCUGGAACCCUACAUCGUCACCUCCGUCAUCAUCACCAACAGAGGAGACUGCUGUCCAGAGAGGCUUAACGGGGCAGAGAUUCACAUCGGCAACUCUUUACAAGACAAUGGUGCCUCAAAUCCAGUGGUUGGUGUUAUUUCUCAUAUCCCAGCAGGCAGGUCUUUAAAAGUAUCUUUUAAUAGACUUGUGGAGGGACGUUACGUGAGUGUGGUUCUGCCUGGUUCAGGAAGGGUCCUUACACUCUGUGAAGUGGAGGUCUACGGGUAUCGUGCCCCAACUGGAGAGAACCUGGCACUCCAAGGAAAAGCCACACAGUCGUCACUGUAUUCUUAUUUAGGCGACGCAAAUCAUGCCAUAGACGGGAAUCGUGCCAGUGCCUGGACCCAGGCUUCUUGUUCUCACACAGGCCCUGACUUUACACCCUGGUGGAGGUUGGAUCUGGGCAAAACCCAUAAAGUGUUUUCUGUCACAAUAACCAACCGCAAAGAGGUUUCCUCACGACUCAAUGGAGCUGAGAUCCGGAUUGGAGAUUCUCUUGAUAACAAUGGCAACAGCAAUGCAAGGUGUGCUGUGAUCUCAAGCAUCCCUGGAGGUUUCACCCAAAACUUCCAGUGUAACGGGAUGGAUGGUCGCUACGUUAACAUAGUCAUUCCUGGAAGAACCGAGUACCUACACGUGUGUGAGGUGGAGGUUUAUGGCUCCAGACUGGAUUAGGUCUGAAGAGGUUCAAACUUUGUGACAAAGACAAUUUACACUGUCGAUAUGUAGCUGAUGCGCUUUUUCCUACCUUCCCUCAAUGAUGUAAACAGAAUGGGCAAAAUGAUAGAAAUAGAUUUUAUUAUUUACACCACAUAAACUGACAUAAUGAUAUAAACAUAAACAUAGUAUUGUUUAAUCAUCCAGAAGACUCUUGAAAAUGCUGAAAUAUAAAUAAACAGUGGUGAAAACAGCAACAGGGAAAUUAAAGUUGUGAUUUUGAGUGUAUAUAUACUGUAUAAACAUAUAUGAUGUAUAAAAUUUUUACUUUUGUAUUUGUUUGUGUCAUAUUUUAUUAUGUAAAGCUGUAGUAAAGUAGAAGAUUUUCUAUUCUAAUAUUUGACUUUUCUUUGUACUGUCACUGCCAACGGUUAAAUAUGAUAUCACCUUUGCUGAAAUAAACUGAAACAAUAAAUAUAA
Messenger RNA from Dicentrarchus labrax (European seabass), 1506 nucleotides. Its product is annotated as fucolectin-1. The transcript has 6 exons. NCBI's taxonomy places the organism in Eukaryota, Metazoa, Chordata, Actinopteri, Moronidae. The record is from RefSeq and is a predicted model, not a curated record. Bases 106 to 1044 code for a protein of 312 amino acids.